AUGGCUAUGGAAGUUACACAGAUCCUCUUAAAUGCUCAAGCAGUGGAUGCUUCUUUAAGGAAGCAAGCUGAAGAUAACUUGAAACAGUUCCAGGAGCAGAAUCUUCCAAGUUUCUUGUUUUCUCUUGCUGGAGAAUUGGCAAAUGAUGAGAAGCCUUCUGAGAGUAGGAGGCUAGCAGGGUUAAUUCUCAAGAACGCUUUGGAUUCCAAAGAACAACACAAAAAGAUUGAAUUUGUUCAAAGAUGGCUGGCUAUGGAUCCAACUUUUAAAGCACAAGUUAAAGCAUUUUUGUUGAGGACCCUAUCUUCUCCUUCUCCAGAUGCUCGAUCAACUGCAUCUCAAGUUAUAGCAAAAGUUGCUGGCAUUGAAUUACCCCACAAGCAAUGGCCUGAGUUGAUAGGAUCCCUCUUGUCAAAUGCUCAUCAGCUUCCUGCUCCUACUAGGCAGGCAACUCUCGAGACCCUUGGAUACAUUUGCGAAGAAGUAUCCCCCGAUGUGGUAGAGCAGGAUCAUGUAAAUAAGAUACUCACUGCAGUUGUUCAGGGAAUGAACUCUACAGAAGAAAACAAUGACGUUAGGCUUGCUGCUAUACAGGCAUUGUACAAUGCAUUGGGUUUUGCUCAGGCAAAUUUUUCCAAUGAUAUGGAGCGCGACUACAUAAUGAGAAUUGUUUGUGAAGCCACUCUCUCCCCUGAAAUAAAGAUCAGACGUGCUGCUUUUGAAUGCUUGGUUGCUAUUUCUUCUACAUAUUAUGAAAAGUUAGCUCCUUAUAUCCAAGAUAUCUUCACCAUCACCGCCAAAGCUGUUAGGGAAGAUGAAGAGCCCGUUGCACUUCAGGCAAUUGAGUUUUGGAGUUCAAUUUGUGAUGAAGAAAUAGAUAUUUUAGAAGAAUAUGGAGGUGAAUUUAGUGGAGAUUCAGAUGUUCCUUGCUCUUAUUUUAUAAAGCACGCUCUUCCAUUUCUUAUUCCCAUGUUAUUGGAAACACUUCUGAAACAAGAGGAAGAUCAGGAUCAAGAUGAAGGAGCUUGGAACAUUGCCAUGGCUGGUGGUACAUGCUUGGGAUUGGUUGCACGGACAGUCGGCGAUGAUAUUGUGCCUCUGGUUAUGCCAUUUAUUGAAGAGAAUAUAACUAAACCAGAUUGGAGGCAAAGGGAAGCUGCAACUUAUGCAUUUGGUUCCAUUCUUGAAGGACCUUCCCCUGAAAAGCUUGUGCCACUUGUGAAUAUGGCUUUGAGCUUCAUGCUCAAUGCACUGACAAAGGACCCAAACAAUCAUGUGAAGGACACCACUGCAUGGACUCUUGGGCGAAUGUUUGAAUUUUUGCAUGGGUCAGCUUUGGAUACUCCCAUUAUCAAUCAAGGAAACUGUCAACAAAUUAUUAAUGUCCUCCUUCACAGCAUGAAAGAUGUUCCAAAUGUUGCUGAGAAGGCCUGUGGCGCUCUUUAUUUCCUUGCUCAAGGUUAUGAGGAUGCUGGAUCUGCGUCCUCUCCAUUGACCCCCUUCUUUCAGGAUAUUGUCCAGUCUCUUCUCACUGUUACUCACAGAGAGGAUACUGGAGAGUCCCGUCUCAGAACAGCAGCAUAUGAAGCUCUGAAUGAAGUAGUGAGGUGUUCUAAUGAUGAUACAGCUCCAAUGGUCGCCCAACUGGUUACUGUCAUCAUGAUGGAGCUUCACCAGACUCUUGAGAAUCAGAAGGUCUCAUCUGAUGAUAGGCAGAAUGAAUUACAAGGCCUUCUAUGUGGUUGCUUGCAAGUAAUCAUACAGAAGUUAGGUGCGUCAGAUCCAACAAAGCAUCAUUUAAUGCAGUAUGCUGACCAAAUUAUGGGUUUGUUCUUGAGAGUAUUUGCUUCUCGUAGUGCAACGGCGCAUGAAGAGGCAAUGCUUGCCAUUGGUGCUUUGGCUUAUGCAACUGGCACUGAGUUUGUUAAAUACAUGCAAGAAUUUUACAGGUAUUUGGAGUUGGGUCUCCAAAAUUUUGAGGACUACCAGGUUUGUGCUAUCACAGUGGGUGUGGUAGGUGAUGUAAGCAGGGCUUUGGAGGAGAAAAUACUGCCUUAUUGUGAUGGGAUAAUGACCCAACUCCUCAAGGAUUUGUCAAGUAAUCAGUUGCAUAGGUCUGUAAAGCCUCCGAUUUUUUCAUGUUUUGGCGACAUUGCUUUGGCGAUUGGUGAAAAUUUUGAAAAGUAUUUGUUAUAUGCUAUGCCUAUGCUCCAGAGUGCUGCUGAGCUCUCUGCUCAUACCGCUGGGGCAGAUGAUGAUAUGACCGAGUACACUAACACUUUAAGAAAUGGAAUCCUUGAGGCAUACUCUGGGAUCUUCCAAGGAUUCAAAGGUUCCCCAAAGACACAGCUCCUGAUGCCUUAUGCUCCUCAUGUAUUGCAGUUCCUGGACAGUUUGUACUUGGAGAAGGACAUGGAUGAUGUUGUGACCAAGACAGCAAUUGGCGUGCUUGGAGAUUUAGCAGAUACUUUAGGUGGAGCUGCUGGUCCUUUGAUUCAGCAGUCUGUAUCUAGCAAAGACUUUCUGAAAGAGUGCUUAUCAUCUGAUGAUCACUUGAUCAAGGAAUCUGCGGAAUGGGCCAAGUUGACACUCAGCCGAGCAAUAUCAUUACCAUCAUAUUGA
Molecule: messenger RNA, 2622 nt
Organism: Lathyrus sativus (Indian pea)
Lineage: Eukaryota; Viridiplantae; Streptophyta; Magnoliopsida; Fabales; Fabaceae
Source: the annotation of a GenBank genome assembly